AUGACCAUCACAACGCUACAAGUCAAUGCCUUCCUUAGCCGGGUAUCCGGGCAAGAAGGCGGUGUCCGAGGACACAUGAAGCGUGGCGAUAAUGGAGAGGCUGGGAAAAGAAAUGUCUUCUUCGUAGAGGUUCGCCUGUACAGCUUAGGCAUUCUUCAGAGACAAGUCAUAGCUAUCGUCGAGCCCACGGACAAGGCCAUAUGCUCAGCCUCGCAAGUGUUGUUACCUGAUGGCAUGUGGCGCUGA
Pyrenophora tritici-repentis Pt-1C-BFP is the source of this 246-nucleotide messenger RNA. NCBI's taxonomy places the organism in Eukaryota, Fungi, Ascomycota, Dothideomycetes, Pleosporales, Pleosporaceae. The record is from RefSeq and is a predicted model, not a curated record.